AAGGUGCCGUUCUCCCUCAAGAGAGAAACGGCGCAUGACAUCCUCUUCUCCAAAGUAACUCCAAAUCAUUUUCUUGCGGAUUACUCCUCCACGCAUUGACAAAGUUGCAGAGACUUCACGGCAGACACCAGCUUCUGUCUGCUGCUUUUUUGAGCGUCAAACAUUCUUUUGCUUUGUAAAUGUAUUUGUAUAAAACAUGCUUGAUGUAUAUAUAUAUUACAGUUUUGUAAAUCUUAAUUUUCAAUGUCUUAUGCAGAAUGUAACUUGACUUGUUCCUUCUUAACUGUUCAGAUUGCCCUGCAGCCACAAAAAUCAGAGAAUGUGUUGCUAACAUGCAUGACAUGCACUCAUGUGAAUUUUUGGUUAAAUAAAUAUUUAUUUUUCUAAUCAAAGGUUAUUGAGUUGUAGGCUGUUAUCACUUUCCUCUUCUCUGGCAAAUCAAAGAAAAUUCUAAAAAAAAAAAUUAAAUAACCAAUUUAUUCGUGCCUUUCCUGUGCUGUGAUUGGAUGGAAAGUCUCGUCAGAAAUCCAACUGAUAAGAUAAAUAAAAGUCUUUUAUUUUGUUAACAUUUCUUGUGGGCAGAAAUCUGGUAUAAGGAGUUUUUUUUUGGUAGGUCAGCUCGGUCCAUCACUGCUGGCCAUGACUGUAUAGAUUGAUCUCAGCCAAUAAGAAAUCUCGGCCUCUGAUUGGUCGUGAAGUGCAUAAUCAUGACUUGACAGUCUCUCCAGAAUCGGGACUUUCUAAGGUGAAUCGAGGGUGACCUUCGCUGUCCGUGGUGCUGAAAGUUAACCUCUUGAAUUCCUUCACAUUUUUGCUUCGCUACUAUAAUUAUUUCAUUCAAACUAUAAAAGAACAGAAAUCUGAUUGAUUCUAGAUUUAAAAAAAUAUCAAUGUGAUUGAACUUGAAUUACUGCACAUCCAUCCAUGUCUGCUGAAAUCACAGUGAUGUGUUGCUUGAGUUUAUUCUCUUGAGUUACAGAUUGUAUAAAUGUGCUACAGAGCGGCUUUGGAUGGAGUUUUCCAUCCUUGCAGUGCUGGUUGCGCCAGUGCUGGCACACAAGCGCUCUUGUUUUUGUUGUGCAUGAAGAACUUCUGACGGCGUCCUUUAGUAGAGCCGGUCUGCAUUGCGUCGAAACCCCUCCAACUCCUCCUCCCCAUCCUCCUCCUCCUCCUCCUGCUGCUACUGCUGCUGCUGCUUCUGCCCUCCCUCCCUCACUCUCCUCCCCUCGCAUCCACUGCACUUUCACGUAAAAUGCACUGAAAACCGGCUUGACAUUGUUGAGUGUUUUUUUUUUUUUUGGUCGUCGCUGCUACACCUGUCCAUCCUCUUCUGAUUUUUCUCCUUUUUGAUAGCAAUCGUUUCCUCCAUCCUCUCCAGCUAAAACAUCCCGUCCGUCUUCCUGACUUGUGGCCAAAAAAGGUGCAGAUUUAUGCUGAUGCAGUGAUGUCUGGAAAUGUCAAGGGCUCGCUUAUUGCGCUCUAAUGUAUCUCCCCCUCCGAACUGCAGCGCAAGGUUCUCUCCUGCGGUACAGACUGGGAACUGCUCUCCCCGCCGCGUACCUCGGAGCACUUCUCUGCUACAGACUCUCCUCACUGGACCGCUCAGCUUCACCAUUUUUUUUUUCUUUUUUUUGAAAAAAUGCAUUUUUGCACGAGGUGAUCACUCCACCGAGGCUGAUUUUUGACAGGUGCUACGCAAAGUUUCCAUCUGGUAUUGGAUGAGUCCACUUGAGCGAAGACGUCUCAAGACCAAGCUACGCAGAGGCAGCAGCAGCAGCGAAUGCUGCAGAAGCGCUGGAGAACAGCAAUGGUCAAGUCAGCGAGAGCCGCAGUGGAGCCGCACUGAGGCAGAGCAGCCAACCGCCCCCCUCGCAUCUGGGGACGCCUCCAACAGUCUAAGGGGUGUGGGAUGCUGAGGAGUUGAAAAAAACAUUUUUUUUCCUCAUCCUGAAUGCCUGACCAGUCAGCCUAACCGACACGUUUCCCGUUCCUCCUCCUUUAUCACCUGCUCCUCCUCUUCCCCAAAAUGACCGUAGUAGCGGGGGAUAACAUGGAUGACACCUCAGCCGUCCCGGGCCACCCUCAGGACACCUACCCCCCAGAUCACAAUGACCACGAGUGCUGCGAGAGAGUGGUCAUCAACAUUGCUGGCCUCCGGUUUGAGACUCAGCUAAAAACUCUCUCCCAGUUCCCAGAGACAUUGUUGGGUAACCCCAAAAAGAGAAUGCGGUACUUUGACCCCCUGAGGAAUGAGUACUUCUUCGACAGAAACCGCCCCAGCUUUGAUGCCAUCCUGUACUACUACCAGUCAGGCGGGCGUCUGCGGAGGCCAGUGAAUGUACCCCUGGACAUGUUCUCAGAAGAGAUCAAAUUUUACGAGCUGGGAGUGGAUGCGAUGGAGAGGUUCCGAGAGGACGAGGGUUUCAUCCGAGAGGAGGAGCGGCCUUUACCUGAGAAGGAGUUCCAGCGACAGAUCUGGCUCCUCUUUGAGCACCCCGAAAGCUCAAACACAGCCAGAGGGAUUGCCAUUGUGUCUGUGAUGGUCAUCCUGAUAUCUAUAGUCAUUUUUUGUUUGGAGACUUUGCCACAGCUGAAGGUUGACUCCUCGGUUCGUUUCCAUACGGUGGGGAACUCUACUUUUUAUUACAAACCAAACAUCUUCACUGAUCCCUUCUUCGUCAUCGAGACUCUCUGCAUUAUUUGGUUUUCGUUUGAGUUGAUAGUCCGCUUUCUGGCAUGCCCGAGCAAACCAGCCUUCUUCAAAAACAUGAUGAACAUGAUUGACAUUGUGGCUAUCAUCCCUUAUUUCAUCACACUGGGAACCGAGCUGGCUGAAGACCCGAACAACGAGGCGGUGGGGGAGCAAGCGACAUCUCUGGCCAUCCUCAGGGUUAUCCGUCUGGUCAGGGUGUUUCGGAUCUUCAAGCUGUCUCGACACUCCAAAGGACUUCAGAUUCUGGGCCAGACCCUUAAGGCCAGCAUGCGAGAGCUGGGAUUGCUGAUCUUCUUCCUGUUCAUUGGAGUCAUCUUGUUCUCCAGCGCCGUCUACUUUGCUGAGGUGGAAGACGGAGCGUCCUUUGGCAGCAUUCCGGAUGCCUUCUGGUGGGCUGUUGUAUCCAUGACAACUGUGGGCUAUGGGGAUAUGGUACCGGUCACUAUAGGGGGCAAGAUUGUAGGAUCUCUGUGCGCCAUUGCUGGAGUGUUGACAAUUGCACUUCCAGUGCCUGUAAUUGUGUCCAAUUUCAACUACUUCUACCACAGGGAGACCGAGGGGGAGGAGCAAGCACAGCUGCUCAACGUUAGCACUCCCAACAUCCCCUCCGAAACCGACUCCAGCCGCCGUAGCUCCUCUGUCGUCAGCAAGUCAGAGUACAUGGAGAUCGAUGGAGACAUCAACAAUAGCAUCGACAACUUUAGGGAGGCAAACCUUAGAACUGGAAAUUGCACUAUAGCCACUCAGAACUGUGUAAAUAAAAGCAAGCUGCUAACAGAUGUUUAGAUGUGAGGCUAGAAACUUUUCCAUGAGGUAGACCAUCAGUUAGGAAUGCUUGAUUUACCCCUCCAAAGCACUCUAAAGCACUAGGCCUCCAACCAUGCUCAGCUAUACUUGAAAGGAAGCAGAAAAAACAGCUUCUGAAGUACAUGCCAUGUAGAUCAACCAAUUCUACCGAUCCUACGAAUAUAUAGUCAUUUCUAAAAGAAAGCAUUGAUCAUAACAAAUAUACACGGCUCCCAAGAGGACACAGAGUGCAUCUAGUCUUAUCAGACACAGGCGUGAUAAUUAAAAUCUUAUGCAUGGAGUACAGAUAACAUUUCAGCAAGUUGCACAACGCACCAGAAACGACUGCACACACGCGCAAGCCUCAGCGACCACGUGGUAACCGCCAAGAAGUCCGACGACCUCCCGCCAUGCGUCACCUUCCCCCCUCUCUCCCCACCCCCCCAUAAACCACUCAGCAAAGCACCUUACAGGAGGAAAGACUGAUCCUUCUUCUUUGGAUGUAAACCGACGGUGGUCUGCUCGCUUCACAGACGUCUGCACUGCUGUCGCUCCCCAGCAGCUGCUGUUACUGCGUUAUCACCAAGUGAUUCAACGCCAUGCCCUUUAGAUGCAACGCAGCGCCACGACAAAAAAAAGAAAAAAAAAGCGAGCUUCACACGAGCAUGAUCUAGAGACUUUCCAUUUUGAUAUUGGCAUGCACAAGUCAUGUGUCACACAAGAAGAAAAAACAAAAAAAAUGUUGUUUUGGAUGUCUGCCUCCAUUCCCCCUGGCUCAUAUGUUUACAUUUUGAGUGCACUGGACGAGGUUUUAAUUUGAAAAAUCAUUUAGAAGCAUAGGAAAUGAAUGUAAAAUCUUAAGGGAAACAUUACAUAAAUGAGAUCAUAGCAUGAAAAAAAAGUUACCUGCAUUAUGGCCUUUCAGCUAAGGUACUUUUGUAUCCUGGUAUAUUAAAUGCAUGAUGUGAGUAUACAGCCUGUUGCAAUUCAAGCACUCUGCAGUGCCCUAACAUCAGGGAAACUGAGGAAAUCAAAAGUCUUUCUGAAUUGUUAUCAAAUAUAUCCAAAGCCACCUUGAGGAUGCAGAGUUUCUAAUUUAAAAGUAGGCAAAAUGCUGAGUAAGUAAUUUCAGAAAUGCACAAUAUAACCACGGUAAGCAUCAGUUAUAGUAUUAGUCAAUAGUUCAGUGCAUGGACCUUUUUUGAACAAGAAAAUGUAGAAUAUUUUCAGUCAUUAUUCCAUCUCCACCUCUCAGUUUAGUACACGUUGGUUUAAAAUCCACUGAGAAACGUCAUAGUUUAGAUUCUUUUUGUGACAUUAGUUGCGAGUGCCUUUAUCCCUUCCACCAACAGGACCAGUGAAAGUGCCUCAGAGUACUUAGUGGAGUGAAGCGGGUUUGUUUCAGAGAGUUGACGCCAGACCGGUUACGCUCAAAUAGCGAUGGGAUGGAUGGUAAAAAUCCAUGCUGCCAUGCACAACCCAGUUCUCAUGUCAUGCACUUAAACAUCAAAAGUAUUGUACUCUGCAUGUUUGCCAUUUUAACUCGAAACCGUUUUCCUCCAUGCCUUUUAUUUGCACCAUCCUUUUCCGGGUCUCUACCUCAGCUAUAGAUCAUUGCAAACUUGCUGCAGAGCUGCAAGCUUCAGUGCAGGGCUUCCUAUACGAUAAUGCAAAAUAGAACCAUAAGUGUUAAUUGCAGUCAUGCAGUUCUGAAUGUGAAAGUCCCAAAGCAUAGCCUUUACACAAGCACUUAUAUGUAAAACAAGUAGCUCAUUUGCAAACCUGCUCUUUUGCUCACUUAAAGCUGCGCACAAUCAGGACAGUAACUUGAAAACAGUUUGCAGAGAUGACUUUUCCCGGACGGAUGCAGGUCAAAGGUUCUUCAGAACGGUGCUAUGUCCAGUUUAGAGGGGUGUACACCUGAAUGCUUUUAACAUAUUUGUGUAGAAUCCAGAGGAGAAGCUUAACUUAGCUAAUAAAUACAAUAUAUUGCACUUUUUGGGCAUUAUCAUGUACAAAUAAACUGUACCUCGUCUUUUUAUUUUUGCACAAAGGAUUCAUUCAAAUGCUUGAAAUGCUUUUCUUGGUUGCAAGAUUUUUUUUUAUGAUUUUCUGCAGUGCCUGCUCAUUUUUUCAUGUGCAGAUGGGAGGAGAAGUGCUGAUAGAUUGGGACAAAAUGUAAUGACUACUUGAAAAUCUUCUGCUACUGUACAUAAAUCUGCACUGGAGUGAGUUUAUCCGAGCGAUAGUUGUACUGUACGCGCUUUUUUAGCGCUUUCCUGACAAAAAACCCUGCAGGAUCUGAAAAGAGCUUCAGUGCAGGGGGGCCUCCGAGUGUCUCAGCUGCUUCUGUUGGUGCAAUGGCCGUCUUUUGUGGUGCUAGAACAGGAGGGACCCUCUCUGUUGUCCUGUUUCCUGAACAUGAGAAGCUUUCCAAAAAUGACUCUCACAGCAAAACGUGAAGGAGUUUCAAAAACAAUGAUGCAUCUCUGAUAUUUUCAGAGAAAUGUUCGUUCUUGGAGACAAAUUUGAAUGGAAGAAAUUAACAAUCUCAACUUUAAUUGAGCUAAAAGCUGCACAAAAAUCCUCAAAAAAAUAUUAAAAAGCUGCUUCGUUUUUUAAAUGAGAAAGUUGAAGUUUUUACCCCUCAACUCCAGCUUUUACAUUAUAAUUUUGCCAUCAUUUAGUUGUUAAAUAAAACUACGACUGUUGUAUUUACCGACAACAAUCAAAAUAUCUUGACUAUUUCCCGUUUUGCUGUGGAGUCUGCCUCAGUUAAUCCACUUUAUUUUUCCCCUUUCUGCCGUCAGGACAGAUGUGUCCUGAUGCCAGAACCAGAAAUGUUGGAAACUGUUGCUUUGGAGCACAGAUGUGUAAGAAGUCAGGCUGUGCUCCAUCUGUGUGUAUCAGUCCAAAGUGAGGUGGAAAAAAAAAAAUCACAUAUUCGACCUCACCUAACAGAUGGUGCUACGCAUUCACCUGUCCGACUGAAAACAUGCACAUUUUGUUUGUAAAAGAGAGCGAAUCUUUCCUGGUUGCACAUAAAACACCUAAAACAGGGCUACAAAUGAAAGGUUUUUUGGGGAUUUUGUGAAAUCCCUCUGGGUAAAAUGACAAAGCUGGUGUUUUAUUUGAUAAAGAUGUUUUUAUAGUGGUUGUAGAGAGAGCCCAUAGCCAUAACUGCUGUAGGAGAAAUUUAAAAAAGUUAAGGAUAAUAAUUUGUUUUCCUGUUCCCUUUUUUUGCUCGCUAUGCGAUAUCUGUAAAAACAUGGAGCUAUUAAUACAGUCGGAAAAUCUUAUUAGCUUUAGCAAAAAAAAUGCUAUCUUAAUACUAAAGAAAUGUAAUCUCUGCAUACUGUACUUACAAAAAGAACAAUGUGAGUCCUUUUUUCUUUAUUCUGUGUACUAGAACUGUAAAAUGACUGAUUUAUUAAUAACAUGCCUUAUAAUAAAAUAGGAAAAAUACAUCUUCCGCCAGCAAGCCAUGAAUAUGAACCUGCAGUGCGACCAUCUCUCGCCAUACUCUGGACGAAACAGCCUAUCAAAAAACCUGCAUUUUUGUUUUUCUUUGAACAAAAAAAAUGGACAAAAUGUGAUUCACACCUGUUCAAAUCUUUUUUUCCAGCUGACACUUCUGCUGUAAUGUAUCUACCUUCUGGUUGCAAAAAGAAAAAAAAUAAUCUGCAUGAGAGAUGGAAGACUGCAUGAGCUUUGCCUUUCCAGCUUCUGAUCGACUGUAAUCCAGCAGCACCAUUUCAAUGAAGGAACCCUUGCUUUUGUGCACACGGAGGCCCUGUUCAGAAGUCGAGACGUUCCCUCUGCCGGAUUUCUUAAAAGCACCUUAUAGGGGCCGACCGGAUUGUGGAGAUGGCGCGGGGUGUUUGAGCUCACCGGCUGAUCAGGUUGUGCUGUCUGGACUCUGAAUGUGAGCAACGUCAACAAGGGCUAGUUUCUUAGACUCUCGGACUGAAAUGCUCUCUCGGUUAUCUCAGUCCCGACUGUGAGAAACACGUCCAUCAAUCCCCUGAACGGGUAUCGGGCAAGAAGUGUGGAUGCUGGAUCGCUUUCUUGCCUGCCGAAUGUUGGGACGUUGUGUCCCUCACUUAAGAAGUUCAUGUUUGUGUUAGAAGUGUGAUGGCAAGGAAGUUUGUAUUUUCUAUUACGAAUGCACAUUUGCCAGCUGGUCGGGAAGCUGGGACCUUCUGGAGUAAAUCACUGAAGGACUGUUGAAGUCUUGCUCUGCUCUUCUUUUCAUCCACAAAGCUAGCACAACCCAUCAUCUAAUGCAGCCAUUGUCGUCAUGUUAUGUUUCAUCAAGAAUUUCUGCUGCAACAUGUUCUGUUUGUCAGAUGAGAAAAAGGCAUGGUCAAAGAUCUAUGCAAGGGUUACUUGUGUUUCUUUCCUAUAUCACCUAUGAUUUCAUCUGACAUUACCUUCAAUAAAUUUUUAAGGAUC
Messenger RNA from Oryzias melastigma (Indian medaka), 7954 nucleotides. Its product is annotated as potassium voltage-gated channel subfamily A member 1. Gene Ontology annotation, biological process: protein homooligomerization; potassium ion transmembrane transport. Gene Ontology annotation, cellular component: paranode region of axon; dendrite; synapse. The transcript has 2 exons. Gene Ontology annotation, molecular function: delayed rectifier potassium channel activity; protein binding. NCBI's taxonomy places the organism in Eukaryota, Metazoa, Chordata, Actinopteri, Beloniformes, Adrianichthyidae. The record is from RefSeq and is a predicted model, not a curated record. The coding region runs from base 2027 to 3499 and encodes 490 amino acids.